AUGAGUGAAAAGGCAAAGAUACCGACAGAGACAAUCUCUCGAUUGGUCAAACAUUAUCUAGUUGAUAAACAAUUGACGGUAGCACCAGAGGUAAUAGAAGGCAUUUGUAAAUACCUUGAAUUAUUCGUGGAGGAAGCAGCAUUAAGAUCAAUAGAAAAUCACGAAACGAAGGAUAAUAAUAAUAAUCAAGAGUUAGUACUUGAAUACGAUGAUCUGGAAAAGAUAAUCGGGUUACUUAUGUUAGAUAUGUAA
Molecule: messenger RNA, 252 nt
Organism: Maudiozyma saulgeensis
Lineage: Eukaryota; Fungi; Ascomycota; Saccharomycetes; Saccharomycetales; Saccharomycetaceae
Source: the annotation of a GenBank genome assembly